UUGUAGGAAGUGUUCAGCGGAGCGCGCGGGAGUUUAUUGUUGCUAUUUAGGGAGCUAGUGUUUAUUAGCGUCCCUAUGUUUUCCAAAUAACACUAACAACAGCAAAGCAGUUUGUUGAGAAUGGCUCAGCUAAAUGAAGUGGACUUACCGCCGAACCUGUCAUGUCUCAAACCCAUAGAUACUCUCCUCCGAUGUCCCAUCUGCUUUGAGCUUCUCAACAUCUCCAUGAUGACCCAGUGUUCACACAACUUUUGUUCUCUGUGUAUUCGGAAGUUUCUCUCCUAUAAGUUGUUGUGUCCUGUGUGUAACUCGCCAUCAACAGAACAAGACCUCAGGAACAACAGAUUAUUAGACGACUUAGUUCAGAGCUUCCAGAUGGCAAGGCAAAAAUUGUGUCACUCAAAUUUGGAAUCGCCCCCCAUUUCACCUGAAACCCCGGCUACGGUGAUCAAAGGCAAAGCAGCGAGACAGAAAUGCCUCAAAAAGGAAUCAAGCAACCUCAGUCAUUUUUUCCAGAAGAAGACCUCUGUGACUCUCCCGUCAGAGAUCCUUCACGCCCCAGUCAAAUCUGAACCUAUGGAGGUGUGUGUUCAGCAGCCUGGCACCUUCAAGCAAGAGAGUGUGGAGGAUGCAAAAGACGUGGUGAAAGAGGAGAAGAUGGAUGUCUCUGCUUUUCCUUCCACGUCACAAAACUAUAAGCCAGCGGUUAAAGUGGAAUGUCCUGUCUGUGGAGUAGGUGUACCCGAACAGCACAUUAAUAAACAUCUGGAUAUGUGCUUGAACAGAGACGAUAAGAAGGAAGGAUUGAGAAGCGGGGGAAGGCGAAAGGCAAUGCCCAAGCUGUUGUACACUUUGAUAACUGUGCCAAAGCUCAAGAAGAUGCUUAAAGAAUGCCAUCUUUCCGCUCAAGGCAACAGAGAUCAACUCACGAGACGCCAUCAAGAAUUCACACACAUCUAUAACGCACAGUGUGAUGCACUCAACCCUAAAUCAGCUGAAGAAAUCGCAAAAGAAGUUGAAAACAAUGAGCGACUAAAGAAUCAGCUGGACAGUAAACGGAAACCUGUAAUCAUCACUACAAAGAACCAGACAGCCGAAGAAAUUGAGGAGGUGCACUCGAUGUAUCGCAAGCAGCACAGUAGUGAGUUUUCUCGUUUAAUUGCCCAGGUCAGAGGUCGUCUGGAGACUAAGAAAGCACAGGUCAAACAAGAAGAGGGAAAUUCAACAGAGGAAACAGACUCUAAAGGUGUAAACUGCAGCAUUCAAAACAGUUCCCAGCCCUUUUCUGCAGCGUUGAAGGUGAAGAGUGAAGACAGUGUAAUUGAGCUUCCACCAAGAUCAUCAAGCCCUGCCAUCAGUGAAGUGUCAGUCAGCAGCUCCAUCUCUGAUAUCUUCUGUUGAAGACAAGACAGCAGCUACUCAAACGUGUUGAGCGAGCUCUUCUCCCCAGACGUCCAGAACAGUGUUACACGGAGAGUUCUACUCUAUCAGGGAAGAUGUUUGAAGACCCUGCGAGAGGAGACGUCCUCCGUUUAUUAUGUAACAAAAGUAUCAGGUUCAUGUUUUCAGUUUCCUGAGCCGAGCGUGUGGUUUAAAUGUCUGGAUUUUAUUGACAUGUUAUGUACGAUAGUGUUUUUAUAUAAUUUCAUCAUAGUUUUCUCCAAUAAAAGAGAGA
Danio aesculapii is the source of this 1675-nucleotide messenger RNA. It is a transcript of the gene rad18, whose product is annotated as RAD18 E3 ubiquitin protein ligase. Lineage: Eukaryota; Metazoa; Chordata; Actinopteri; Cypriniformes; Danionidae. The coding region runs from base 121 to 1401 and encodes 426 amino acids. The record is from RefSeq and is a predicted model, not a curated record. Gene Ontology annotation, molecular function: ubiquitin protein ligase activity; single-stranded DNA binding. Gene Ontology annotation, biological process: DNA damage tolerance; protein monoubiquitination. The transcript has 13 exons. Gene Ontology annotation, cellular component: nucleus; Rad6-Rad18 complex.